Sitodiplosis mosellana (orange wheat blossom midge) is the source of this 530-nucleotide messenger RNA. RefSeq names its product myotrophin-like. The annotation marks the transcript as partial. Gene Ontology annotation, molecular function: protein binding. The record is from RefSeq and is a predicted model, not a curated record. The transcript has 6 exons. NCBI's taxonomy places the organism in Eukaryota, Metazoa, Arthropoda, Insecta, Diptera, Cecidomyiidae.
UAAACCAAAAAGACGAAAGAGGCCGAACAGCUCUUCAUGUCGCUGCUGAGAAUGGUAAUUUGGACGACGUUAAAAAGAUCAUCAUGAAAGGAGCCAAAGUUGAUUCGACAGACAAAGAACAGCGCAAACCUCUUCAUUUGGCUGCUAUGAAUGGUCAAACAAAAGUUGUUGAAAUGCUCAUCACGAAAGGAGUCAAAGCUGAUGCUACAGACGCUUUUAAAAGCACACCUCUUCAUUAUGCUGCUAUUAAGGGUCAAACAAAUGUUGUUGAAAUGCUCAUCACGAAAGGUGCCAAUAUUAAUUCGGUGGAUUACAUUCAUCAGACACCUCUUCAUCAUGCUGCUAAUAAUGGCAACUUACAGAUCGCUCAACUCCUUGUGAACGAUGGAGCCAGUGUUACUGUUAAAGACUUUUCUAAUCAGACACCGUAUCAAAUAGCUGCUACUCGUAUCUCACGAAAUGAAAAUUACAAGAAGGUUGCUGACUAUCUUGAGGGGAUUGAAGAGAAAAGGCACAACGGACAUAAGUAA